AACUCUCUGUGGUUUAUUUAUCCUCCUCCCCACCCUUCUCAACCCAAUUACAAUACAUCUAAGAAGGUUUUCUCUUGCUGCGGUGGCCGGUGAAUUUUCUCUUGGAGAUGUCGCUGGAGGGGAAGGUCGUGCGGAGGGUUUGAGCUACCAGCUUAAUCUAUGGAAAAAGUUGGAAAAAUGUGGAACAAUCUAAAAUGCAGAUGCCAGAAUCUUUUCACCAAUGAAGGUGGAGACAGAAAUGAAAAGAACUCUCCAAGCCAUUGUAUUGAUAAGAAUGCAAGUAUUCACGUUGGUAAUCUGCCGCAGCAAUGCCUGAAUAGUCCAUUGAAUAGACGUGGAAUUAUGCCACUGGUCACAGAUGUGCUGGAAAAGAAAGAUCGAAGGAAUGGAAACUGUGUUUCUGAAAUCCCAGCAAUUGUUGAAGCUGAUGUAGAUAAAGAAAACACAGAUUUGCCUGCUGCACCAGAAACAUCUGUGGUUCGAAGAGACUCCUACUCCCGCCAUGCUCCAUGGGGUGGGAAGAAAAAUCAUUCUUGUUCCACAAAAACACAGACUUCAUUGGAUACAGAUAAGCGUUUUAGUAGGACCAGGUCGGGGUUGCACAGACGGGAAAGACGGUAUGGUGUGAGCUCUAUGCAUGACAUGGAGAAUGUGUCUAAUCGGACUGUGACACGACCAUCCGUGCGCCAACGUUUUCAAGAAACUGUGGGCCUGUGUUUUCCUAUACGAGCACGCAAACAGUCCAAAGGCUUAUUCUCGAGCAGGAGAAAGAUUCUUCUAUCAGAACUGAUGCUUGAAAAAUGUCCUUUUCCAUCUGGUUCAGACCUCGCCCAGAAAUGGCAUCUUAUAAAACAACAUACUGCUCCUGUCAGCCCACAGUCAGCCUGUUGGCUGGAGACUUUUGAUACUGCAUUUGCUUCCACAGAAGAUGAAGAAGAUCGCCUUCGUGAAAGACGCAGACUUAGCAUCGAAGAGGGGGUUGACCCUCCUCCCAAUGCUCUUAUACACACUUUUGAAGCAACUGCACAGAUUAAUCAAACAUAUAAGCUGGGACCAAAGCUAGCCCCUGGGAUGAGUGAGCUUUCAGGUGACAACCGUCCAAUGACAAAUGGAGACUGGGACUGUGAAGCGGACACAACCACAACAACUCUCUGUCUUCAGGCACGCAAACAAAAGCCAAGGCAGCUACCGGGAGAAAAUCUUUCUGUUUCUGCUAGACCUGGACCUUGGAAAGUGCACACGCAGAUUGACUACAUUCACUGCUUGGUGCCAGACUUGCUUCAGAUUACAAGUAACCCUUGUUACUGGGGAGUAAUGGAUCGAUAUGAAGCUGAGGCACUUCUUGAAGGCAAACCCGAAGGCACUUUUUUACUCAGGGACUCUGCACAAGAGGACUACCUCUUCUCUGUCAGCUUCCGCCGUUAUAAUCGCUCCUUGCAUGCCAGGAUAGAGCAAUGGAAUCACAAUUUUAGCUUUGAUGCUCACGAUCCCUGUGUGUUCCACUCCUCUACAGUCACGGGCCUCCUGGAACAUUAUAAAGAUCCCAGUUCAUGCAUGUUUUUUGAACCUUUGCUUACAGUCCCACUAACCAGGGCACUUCCUUUCAGCCUGCAGUACAUUUGCCGUGCAGCCAUCUGCAACUGUACGACAUACGAUGGCAUAGAUGCACUUCCUCUUCCCUCAGUUGUCCAGGAGUAUCUGAAGGAGUACCACUACAAACAAAAAGUGAGGGUUCGAUGGUUAGAACGAGAACCGUCCAAAGUCAAAUGAAGAUCUGCACGCAGCUGUUUUGCGUGGCAUUUUGGAGAGAGAGAAUGAAAAUAAAUAUUUUGACUUCCCAGGCACAUGGGAAAACAUUCUAGUUCUAAAAUGAUCAGUUUGAGUUUGACUUUGCAAUCUGGGUUUCUGAAGGUUUUCUUGCAGCUGCCUUUAGGUACUAGAGCACAACAUAAUUGUGCUGUGACUUUCAGAUGUUCAAGGUACAUCUGCAGACUUAACUUGUGUGCAUGUAUUUAUUAGGCUGAAAUUUGGCAACUUGCUAAUUUUUUUAUAGCUGUCUGUGUGCAGAAUACAAGCUGAAACAAAUUCUUGAUUUAGGGCAACUAUUGAGCUCUGAUAAGAUUUCAUGCAGAUGCUAUAUAUACUGUGCACAUUUACUGUAAAAUUACUAAUUCAAGUGUUGUGUUGUGAAUUUGAAGUAUUCUGUAAAAGAUUUGAAUUGAAUUAGGAAAAAUGUUACCAUUUUGGAGACGUACCUUUUUAUUCUGGGUGACCAUCAUGGUAUAUUAUCUUUGAAAAGUUUAGUCAGAUUGAAAAAACAUAGUUAUAACCACCGAUAGGUAAGAUUUCCAUGCAAUUAAUGCAUAUUGUAGUGAUUUUGACAGCAAGUAUAACAAAUGAGAAUUUCCAUAUGUCUACCAGAAAAUGAUCGUACUUAUUGUAAGAGCGAAUGAAUACCAUUUUGGUUACCCUGUGUAAAAUUCAUAUGAUCAGAUUCCCUGAUUAAAUUGCAUUAAAAAAUGAACCACAACUUUGAAAUAUUUGAACAAAGUGUUGUGUGAAUUACAAUUUUACAGAUCUAGGAUUUACACUUUGAGAUUAAAGCAUUCAAGGGCCUGUGAGAAAGAAUCCAGGCUAGCAUUUGUGCAGUCAGAAUAGAUUAUUUUUUUACAAUCCAGGAUAACUGAUUUGCUGAUAUAUAGGAAGUUGAAUCUCCUGAUUUUUCUAGCUACUGUUCUAGCAGUAGCUUGUAUGUUGCAAAAAUGUUACAAAGAGAAUAAUUUUGAAAGGUCUUUAAUUUAAACAUGAAGAUGGGCGAAAUUCUACCUGGGUUUUAGAUUUGCUCUAGAAUUUUAGAGUGUCCAGAAGUUGACAAUUUUUUAAUUGCAGCCUAUAUUUUGGAAAUGUUAUUCUUAUUUUAAGAGCUACUGGAAAAACGAUUGCAAAGUUGAGACCGAAUUCAAUAAUUUAACUUCUAGAUGCUGUAAAAUGCCACAAACAGUAAAUCUGGAUCUAGGGGAAAUUUCUCCUCUUGCAUCUGCUUCUGUUCAGCAUUGCCCUCAUCAAACUUGAGGUUUAGUAAUUUCUCUUUUUGUGAAAUUCUUGUACAAAGGAAUUUCAGCACAAAAUCAUUUUUAUUUUGAGCAAAUAUGGUCCCAAAUAUCCGGAUAAGGAGGUAUGGCCAAACUUUUAGUGUGUUUUGCUAAAUUAUUAUAAUUUUGCAUCGAUUUUAUGUCAUGUAUUGAUGCUAAUUAUUUUGGACAUUUUUUUGAAAAAAAUGGUCUACACUGAAUUUUGCACAUUUAAUUGCAUUUUUAGAAUGACAGUUGGAUAACUUAAUGGGACCCAAGAUAAACUGUAAUUGCCAUUUCAAACAUGAACUUCCAGUACUAUAUAUAGCCAUCUAAUGAGCGGCUUCUAUUGAGAAUUCAUUUUGCACUAUAAAGGUGAAAACUAUCACAUAUGCCACCUACAUAAGUUAAUGGACUUUAAUUUAGCCAACACUAUCACAGACUUACUUUCUUGUAAUUCCAAACAACUCCAAAAUAUCUAGAAUCAUUGAAAAGAGGGUUUCAAGUGUUUUUUUCAGGUUAAACUUUUCUUGAAUUAUUACAACAACUUGCAUUUAUAUUAAGUACUUGAGUGGACAAAGGUCUUCAAUGUGUAUUGAUUCCUUAAAAGAAACCUUUGCUGUUUUGCAAAUAACAGCUGUGUUUUGAAAUACAAAUUGAAUGCCUGCAGCACUAACCAGAAGCUCGAUAGUUGCUCUAUGAAAUGCUGUGUGGUUCUCACCUGCUUUUGUCUUGUUCAUCUCGCUAACCUUUGCAGUUUGGGCUCAUGAGCAGGUCACUCCUCUCCCAAGAUUAACUUCUUUGGACCUGAAUGUGUUGUAGCUUGCACAACAACAAUAAUGUCAUGUCUUCCUUUGUUCUAUCAGUGAAUACUUUAAACGUAUAUUCAUUUUAUUUAAGCAGGGUUGUUUGUUUUUUGUAUUUUAUGUUUACUAAAUCCAUGAAAGAAAAUAGCUGUGCUAGACUUUUAGUUUUUAACCAUUUAGUUUGUGCAUUGCUAAUAGAGACAUUAAAUGUUGCAAGCUCCAGUAAAGCAAUAUAUACCGAAAACUUAAUAUUUCAGGGUUUCCAGGUCAAUUCGAUAUUGUACAUAAAAUCUCUUUAACAACACCAGCAGUGAUUUUAUUCCAAAAUUUGUAAAAAAAAAUUACAUUUUCCUAGGCUUGUUUUAACAGUACACUGAUAUUUUGGUAGUGUGUACCAGAAAUAUAUUCUGCAAUGCUUUUAAAUGCCAUGCUAAUAACCUCUACUUGCCAUGCUAACGUUUAAGACACUGUCGACGAGUGCUGGCGAUGCCAAGCUGCAGGAUUAAUGUGUAUCAAGAAAUUCAAAAUGCUAGCUAAAUUAUACUUCAGUAUGUUUGUAAAUACUUCUGUUAAGAUUUAUAUUCAAUCAGCAGUGUUGGUUGUAUUUGUCUAUUCUAGUCAUCAGUAUAGUGGCCUGACUCUUGCCAUUUCUAUCAGCAGGUCAUUUUCUUAUUAAAAUGUGUAAAAGCUGCACAUUUAAACUGUAAAUAACAGUAUCACCAGCAUGAUUGACCUCCCAAAAGUGUAUAUUCAACUGGCAUCUUGUCUUUUUAAAUUUCUAUGCCUGCAGUAUGUCAGACCAAUUCCAAUUUCUUCCUUUGUGUUAUAUUGCAGUUACUUGUAUUCUUAGUAAGGGAUUGGUUCAUUUGUUCUAUUAAUCCUGUUCAGGUUCUUCUCAGACCUAAUAUUCAAAGCAACUGUAACUGUUAGUUGGUAGAGAACUGUGACCAAAACUGUUGUGUUCAAUUUAUUUGUGGGUAGAGGUACUUUGGCAAGCAAUAAUUUCAUUUUAAGAUCAUGCUGACUGGGCAUUCUAUACUAUUAAAUAUUAGUUGUAUACAUUUUUUAAUGGUGUAAUAGUUACGUAACAACUUGCAUUUAUAUAAUAGCGCCCUUCACGCCGGACCUAACUCUUAUUUGUCAGAUUGCUUUUACUCAGGCUGCUAGAAGAGGUACAGAGCUGUAGUUUCACAAAACUAUCUAUAAACGGGGUGGUGUGAUACUUGAUUUUAGUUAAAAAGGUAAAUCUGGAGAUUUUUUUUUGCAGUGUUAAGGAGCUGGAUGUGGAAUUAAAGCCAAGGUGCAAUGUUAAGAUACCCGUGGUUUUUGAUUGGGAAAAAAAAAUCAUGAUUUGUUAAACCUCCACAUACAAUUCUGUGGGCUGGGGGUAGGGGAUCUAGGGAGUAGUCUAUUAAAGGCCCGAUACUCGGAUAUUCCUUGCAAUCAAAGGUUUGUUCUGGCAUAUGUCCUUAUUCUCCUGAUGCAGAGUUUAAAACAAGAUUGUUUCACACAUAAGAAAAUUUUAGGAUUAUUUUAAACUUGUUUGUUCACCCACCAUCCCGUGGUUUGUAAAAAGUUUGUUUCGUUUAAAGGCUUUAUCAACUUGACUUGUCAAGUUUUAUUCAGUAUGCAGGUCUUUAGGACUUUACAAUCCCAAUGGUUGGUAGCUGGGCUGGCGUACAGUUCAGCACAAAAGCUCUUCCACUAAAUAUUUUGCAUUAUGCUAAGCUGGCCAUUUUUGUGCCUGAAUUAUUCACAUUUAAAGCCUUUUACAUGAAGGUUUCUUUGGGCUGUGAGUGAGAGGAUUUUCAAAUGGGUUUUCAAAUGAUUAAAUUCAAAUGAUUAAAGUUGGUAAAUUUUAGAGCUUUGCAUGAAAUGGUCUGGAAACAUGAGCUUUUUUCACAUGAUGCCAAGCUUCACAGUAGGUUCAAAUCUAUCUGCAUAUGUAGUCUAUGUUUACCUAAUACCACUGGUUAGAUAGUGAAUCUUGAGUUAGUGUGUCAGAAACGUUGAAAGCCCAUGAAGAGACACUUAACUAGUCUAUCCUUAUUUACACUUCCAUCUUGUUUUUAUGAUGGGUGGGGAAGGCGUUGAGCUUCCACAGCCCAAGUGUUCUUCCAUCAAUCGCCACAAAUUCCAGCCUGAUGUGGCAUUCGUUCUGGUCAGAAUCAGCAUCAGUUGGCUCAAGUAAUUUGACUUAUCCAGGUUUCAUCACCCAAACCUGUCUUCAGUAUGAGCACUGGUGAACACCAAGGAGGUUUUACGAUAGACCCAGAAACUAUGGCUUCAAGUGAGAUGUCUAAUGAAAUUCAUUACUUUGGAAUGAUGAACCGGAUAGGUGGAAUACCUAUCUUGGCCGAGGGGGGAGGAGCAAAUGAGCAAAGUGAAUCUAGGAGUUUCUUUAGUGUUUUUUUUGUAUUUUUAUCGCUUUCUGAUACCCAAAUUCAAAUACAGCACAGCCUUCUGGAAAGUCAUCUCUACUGGUUUGUGAGAAUGCUUUGUAAUGAGUUGUGCAGUCUCAUUCCACAUCCAGUGCAUGUGGAUUAACACCACAAAGCUGCCGCUAAAUUGCCAACCUCCAGCCACAAGGAUAGUUGAAAUAGGGAAUGGAAAUGUUUAAGCUAGCUGUGCCAAAUCUGAUCCAGAAAACCUGGUGCCGGAAGCCAAAAAUGAAUGUUCCAUUUUUCCAGCAAUAAUAUCUGACAUGAUUUUUAAGCACAGCUUGCACAAGUAACUUUCAAAAGCCAUACUUCAAAAGAGCUAUUCACUAUUAUUGAUGCCGGUUAAUUCAGUUGGCACUCUGGAUCCUCAGCUGCCCAUUUCUCCUUUUAUAUUUCUUACAAACAUUCGUAAUUUGUUCAACGCCUGCUCCACAAUGGUAAUGUUUCUUGUCUCCCUUUACUACAGGUUCUUUUAUGUUCUUAUGAAGACCUGUUAGAUUUGUAUUUAUUGGUAAGGAGACAUUGUUAGUUUUAAGCCACCUUUUCUAACCUAAAUUAUUUGUUUUUUUUAUUUAAUGAAAAUUUGUGCUGUUUGAGUCCUGUCAGAACAGGCAAAAUAAUCCUUAAAUGUUGUUGUGGAUUUUUAAAAAAAAAACGAUUUUGUGAUAACAAACCUAUUAAACCCCAGUGCUAUAUUUGCAUUACACCAGUGCUGGUGCUUUCAAAUAUAUGUGUGUGUUUCUGUAGGGGGAAAGGACGGCAGAUACCACUGUAAUCUGCAUAUUCCUCUGCUGUUCUUGCCUUAUGGAUCUUUCAAACUCAAAAUGAAGGAAAAAUGGUAAUUCAAUGUUAUUGGUGCCAUUUCUCCCAAUCCAUUCAAAGUCUCAUCUCUAUUGAGUUUCAAAAUGUGUGCUGUUUCUUUCAGUGCUGGAGUUGUUGUGUGAUGAUGCUCGUUUUGUACGGAUAUUGAUUUUUUAAGCGUGUUGUACACGAAUUUCCUUAUUGGAUUCCGAAGCACUUUGCAAGAAUUUUGUAACCUAUAUAUUCGGUUCUAUGUUUAGUUUAUUCCUUUAUUUAUUUACAUCAGAACAACCUAACAGUGAAAAGAGCAUAUACAGAAUGUAAAGACGCAUGGUAGAACGUUAAUUUCGUCCUUCUUCAGGGGAAUCAAGGAGAAAUCUCUGUCAUAAGAACUUAUAGAAUUUAAAUCUAAAAACAGAAUCUACACUGCAUUUGUACCACAAGAUUGAGUGACUGAUACCUCUGACAGUCUCAUGGUAUUAAAGCUUGCGGUCAAAGCUAUUUGUACAUUUAGUUUAGGAAUUGAAAACUAGUUUUUUUAAAAAUGUGCUUUAUUUUUGUGAGGGCUAGAUUAUGAGCAAAAUGGUGUAAAAGGUCCACGAGUUGCAACUGAAAUGUUGUGGUGGCGGGGAGCUCUAUCUGCUCUAAUUGUGAAUGCUUCUUCAAAAUGUGAGUUACAUUAAAAGUUAAAGGAAUAUUUACACCAUUUUUGUGGGUACAGAACACUUGUGAUUUGAGAGCUCACUUUAUGGUCGCUGAGAGUCAUGAGUGAUUUUAAGUGUUGCAUUACAUUUUUUUCUAAAUGAGCUGUGAAUGAUAUUUUACAGAAUUGACCUUUCUGAUUUUCUAAACUCCCUCCAAAAAAUAUUUUACAUUUGUGCACUUUGAGAUUGUAAUCUCCUUUUGGGGGAGGUUAGGGUUAGAGUUUGAGAGUGCAGAAUGAUAUAAAAAAAAUUCUUUGAUGCAAAUUUAUUGGUUUAAAAUGAGAAUUGAUGCUUUGUUUAUUAUACAUGUCUGUAUCUUGAGUUUUCUUCUGUUUUCUCAGAUCCAGCUUCUAGUGACAUGGCCAAUAUUAUACACUUAUUGUAAUAUCUAUUCUGUAUACUCUUAUCAAAAAGAAUAACAUGUAGAGAUAAUGUUUACUUUGCAUAUGAAAAACUAUGUUCAUUCUGUCGUAUUAUACAAUUUGUGGCACCAUUUUUUUUCACUUUUGUAUAAUACAGUCCUGCAAAUUUCUCCCCCCACCCAACUUUCCAUAAGCUUUAUUGGUGCUCUCACUCUGGCUUCAUUGUCUUAAUGUGGAAUAAAGACUACACGCAUUGAAUGCAUUAGUAUUUAUAA
This is a messenger RNA of Callorhinchus milii (elephant shark), 8460 nucleotides long. Its product is annotated as suppressor of cytokine signaling 5. Gene Ontology annotation, biological process: intracellular signal transduction; phosphatidylinositol phosphate biosynthetic process. Lineage: Eukaryota; Metazoa; Chordata; Chondrichthyes; Chimaeriformes; Callorhinchidae. The record is from RefSeq and is a predicted model, not a curated record. Gene Ontology annotation, molecular function: 1-phosphatidylinositol-3-kinase regulator activity. The coding region runs from base 160 to 1770 and encodes 536 amino acids. Gene Ontology annotation, cellular component: phosphatidylinositol 3-kinase complex. The transcript is spliced from 2 exons.